Molecule: messenger RNA, 1070 nt
Organism: Haliotis rubra (blacklip abalone)
Lineage: Eukaryota; Metazoa; Mollusca; Gastropoda; Lepetellida; Haliotidae
Exons: 2
Coding region: 4-735 (243 amino acids)
Cellular component (GO): nucleus
Source: RefSeq, a predicted model, not a curated record
GAGAUGUACGGAGACAAUAAGGAACUUCUCAUCUCCAGACUUUCAAACAACAUAACUAAUCGGCGUAAACAAGACGUUUGGAAGAAAAUUACAAAUCUGAUCAACUCGAGAUCGUCUGGCAUAACCCGGGAUUUGGAUGAAGUAAAGAAAAAGUGGAAGGAUCUUUUGAGAAAAGCUAAGAAAGACAUUGCUGCGCAUAAAAACCCAACAACUGGAGGCGGUCCUCAACACAAAGACUCGGCUUACACGUCCUGGGUUUUAGACAUUAUCGGUACAGAGUCAUCGUCUCUUGUCGGUAUAGAGGAAGGUGUAGAAUCUGGCCAUACUGUUUCGGCACCGUUUUCACAGAUAUCACGGGCAUCAUCAGAUUUCCCUGAACCAUCAACUUCGUCAGUACUCCAGUCAUCAGCAACGACCGUCGGAACAUCAGCAACGACAGUCGGGACAUCAACAACGACAGUGACUGCUCCCCAAUGUCCUGACACCACCCCUCAGUCUUCUGAAUAUGACAAGAGUGCGCCGCGUCUCACGAAGCGAAAGGCCACUGAUGAUGACCUCUACCAGCAGCUGCUAGCUCAGGAGAUCGAGAGGGCCAAAGCACAGACUGAGAGAGCACACGUUGGAACUGAGAGAGCAAGAGCGGAGACCAUUAAGAUUCAAGUGGAGAUCAAGCUGCUGGAAAGAAGACUUGAACAGCCCGACAUUUACACUCUUCCUAUUCUUCCUGAGUGUUGAACUGAGAUAUGCAGACUAAGUAAUAUGCGCAUUCUCAACUGUACUGAACUUUAAAGUGAUAUGUUUCAACUACAUUUAAACCUUACUUUACAGUCACGUUAUGUAUGAAAUGAGUAUGUUUAUUCAAGUUAAUUACAGUAAAAUAUCUUUAAUGUAAUAUUCAACAAUAUUAUUGCAGUGUACAGGAACUGUAUUGGAAUUAUAACAUUGAGCUCUCAGAAUGUAUAUCUCUGUUGUUAUUUGAAAACUUUGAUGGAAUGUACGCUGAGUCUGCUGAGUUACUGUCCAAAGAAUCUCUGAAUUAUCCUGUCUCUUUUUAACUUGGCAUUGUGGGG